AUGUCGCCUUUGUCUGCGGCGCGGGCGGCCCUGCGGGUCUACGCGGCGGGCGCGGCGGUGGUGUUGGCGCAGCUGCUGCGGCGCUGCCUCGGGGGCUUCGCGGAGCCAGUUUUUCCCCCACAACCCGACCGUGUGGCCAUAGUGACCGGAGGCACGGAUGGCAUCGGCUAUGCCACGGCGAAGCAGCUGGCGAGGCUCGGCAUGCACGUGAUCAUAGCCGGAAACAAUGACAGCAAAGCCCAAGACGUUGUGCGGAGACUAAAAGAGGAGACGUUGAAUGACAAAGUGGAGUUUUUAUACUGUGAUCUGGCUUCCCUGACGUCCAUCAGGCAAUUCGUCCAGAAGUUCAAGAAGAAGAAAAUCCCUCUCCAUGUCCUGGUCAAUAACGCCGGCGUGAUGAUGGUCCCGCAGAGGAAGACCAGAGACGGAUUUGAGGAGCACUUCGGGCUGAACUACCUGGGCCACUUCGUCCUCACCAACCUCCUGCUGGACUCCCUGAGGGAGGCCGGACGUCCCGGCCGCACCGCCAGGGUGGUGACCGUCUCGUCCGCCACGCAUUACGUGGGCGAGCUGCGCAUGCGCGACCUGCACGGCAGCCGCUGCUACUCCCCCCACGGCGCCUACGCCCAAAGCAAGCUGGCGCUCGUCCUGUUCACCUACCACCUGCAGAGACUGCUGGCCGCCCAGGGGAGCCCCGUGACCGCCAACGUGGCCGACCCGGGGGUGGUCGACACGGACCUGUACAGACACGUCUUCUGGGGCACGCGUCUCAUCCAGAAGAUGCUCGGCUGGUGGGCGUUCAAGACCCCAGAUGAGGGAGCCUGGACCUCCGUCUACGCAGCAGUCACCCCGGACCUGGAAGGAAUCGGCGGCCGCUACCUUUACAACGAGAAAGAGACCAAGUCUCUGACGGUCACGUACGACCGAGAUCUCCAGAGACAACUGUGGGCCACAAGUUGCCAGAUGACCAGCAUCCCUGACGUGACCCAAGACACCCUCUUGGGGUAA
This is a messenger RNA of Puma concolor (puma), 1008 nucleotides long. Lineage: Eukaryota; Metazoa; Chordata; Mammalia; Carnivora; Felidae. The record is from RefSeq and is a predicted model, not a curated record.